Atta colombica is the source of this 4920-nucleotide messenger RNA. RefSeq names its product myosin-IIIb-like. Gene Ontology annotation, cellular component: myosin complex. Gene Ontology annotation, biological process: protein phosphorylation. The transcript has 15 exons. Lineage: Eukaryota; Metazoa; Arthropoda; Insecta; Hymenoptera; Formicidae. The coding region runs from base 82 to 4920 and encodes 1612 amino acids. The record is from RefSeq and is a predicted model, not a curated record. Gene Ontology annotation, molecular function: ATP binding; protein kinase activity; protein binding.
UAUUUUUCGUGUUCUCAUCGCGACGCGGACUGAAUACCUCUAUCUUUUACUACUGAAGAAGAUUGUGUCAUCGGAACACAAAUGACUGGAGGUGGAACUAACAUGGCAUACCACGGUCUCAGUCAACAUGUCAAUUUCGAUGUGAUACCGGAUCCAGGUGAGCGUUUUCGAUUGGAAGAAUUGAUCGGCGAGGGUACUUAUGGUGAAGUGUACGCUGCUUACGAUAAAAAAACUGGCAACAAGGUAGCUAUCAAAAUACUGGAGAAUGUCGCUGAUAACAUCGAAGAGAUUGAAGAAGAAUAUUUGGUGUUAAGAGAUUUAAGUCAACAUCCAAAUAUUCCCAUUUUCCACGGUUUAUUUUUAAAGCGAGCGAAGCCUGGUCAGGAAGAAGAUCAAUUAUGGUUCGUGAUAGAGUUGUGCACUGGAGGUUCCGUAACCGACCUCGUACAGGGUCUCAAAAAACGUGGCAGUCGCCUAACGGAUGACCAGAUAGCUUAUAUCUUGAAGGAGACCGUCGAAGCUCUGAUCUUUCUGCACAGUAAUCAUUGCAUGCAUCGCGACGUGAAAGGUCAUAAUAUCCUUCUCACGGAAGAAGCGCGUGUCAAAUUGGUCGAUUUUGGUGUAUCUUCACAUCUGGCUGCGACUCUCGCCAGGAAAAACACAUCUGUCGGAACGCCAUAUUGGAUGGCACCGGAGGUAAUAGCUUGCGAGCAGCAAUUAGAUUCAUCGUACGAUUCGCGUUGCGAUGUCUGGUCGAUCGGCAUUACCGCUAUCGAGUUGGCUGAGGGUGAUCCUCCCUUAUCGGAAUUGCAUCCCAUGCGAGCACUAUUUCAAAUUCCGAGAAAUCCUCCCCCUUCCUUGAAAAAUCCGGAUAUAUAUUCGUCAGAACUGACGGAUUUUAUAGCUGAAUGCUUGGUGAAAGAUUUGGAGCAUCGGCCGUUUGCUAGUGAAUUGAGAGAGCACCCAUUAUUGACAAAGGUGGAACCAAUCAUAGGGAAAAUCAGAGAGCAAUUGAGAGAAGAGAUUCGUAGACAGAGAACAGAAGGUCGCGUUCACAGGCAGCCGGAAGUGACUACAAAACAUGGUAAAUUGAAGACGGACCGCAAGACGAGACCAGAGAAGAUGUACAUGGAUGAUCUGGCGGCUCUCGACAUGCUAUCGGAAGAGGCUAUUGUCGAUCAAUUACAGCACCGAUAUGAGCAAGCGCAGAUAUACACAUAUAUCGGGGAUAUACUGGUUGCUGUUAAUCCUUUCACUAAUCUAGGUUUAUACACCGGUAUCGAACAAAAACGGUACAAAGGACAAGCGAGAUCAGAUAAUCCCCCACACAUAUUUGCGGUUGCCGAUGCCGCGUAUCAAGCUCUACUUCAUCAACGUCAAAACCAAGCGAUAGUUAUCAGCGGCGAAUCAGGUGCCGGAAAGACGGAAAGCGCAAAUUUACUACUAAAACAGCUCGUCUAUCUCAGCAAGGCGCCGAAUCGUAACCUCGAGGAGAGAAUACUCCAAAUAAAUCCUAUAAUGGAAGCUUUCGGAAAUGCCACGACUGGUAUCAAUGCGAAUUCUUCCAGAUUCGGAAAGUAUCUAGAUUUAACAAUGACAAAAGGCGGAAAGGUGACUGGUGCGCGAAUUUCAGUAUAUCUGUUGGAACAAUCACGAGUGAUUGCUCAAGCUGAGGGUGAACGAAACUUUCAUAUUUUUUAUUAUAUGUACGAUGGCCUAGAAGCGGAUGACCGCCUCUCGGAAUAUUACCUCGAUCUUACACUUCGGAGAUAUCAUCGAUAUCUCACGCAUUACAGUCACACGUCGCAAACGCACAUUGACAAAUUCCAGCAGCUCAAAAUGGGUUUCAAGGUACUCGGAUUUCAGGAUAGCGAGGUAGACACGGUGUAUCGGGUUUUAGCCGCUAUCCUCCAUCUAGGUGACAUUGAAUUUGCUGAAGUGGCGACACAAGACAACACCGACAAUAAAAGUAGAGUCAUCGACACUAUUCCAUUACAUAGAGUUUCAAAACUACUCGGCGUCGAACAGAACGAUCUCCUAGAUGCCUUGACAUCAAACUCGGUGAUGACCAGAGGCGAGACAAUUACGCGGAACAAUACGGUAGCCGAAGCUCGUGCAGCUCGCGACGCAAUGGCCAAAGGUCUCUAUGGCCGACUUUUCGAUUGGAUGGUCAACCAGAUCAAUUGUUUACUGUGCUUCAGCCGUUCACCGAAUUACGAGCCGCUAGCAAUCGGGCUGCUAGAUAUCUUUGGCUUCGAAAACUUUCCUAGAAAUUCAUUCGAACAGCUCUGCAUCAAUAUAGCUAACGAACAGAUACAGUAUUAUUUCAACCAACAUAUCUUUACUUGGGAGCAACAGGAAUACAUGGCCGAGGGAAUACCCGUGGAUCUCGUCGAGUUUUCCGACAACAGACCGGUUCUCGAUAUGUUACUAAGCAAGCCCAUGGGACUCUUGGCGCUUCUCGAUGAAGAGAGUCGAUUUCCCAGAGCGACCAAUCGAUCUCUGAUCGAAAAAUUUCACAACAAUAUUAAAUCAAAAUUCUACGUACGCCCCAAAUCGGACGCGGUCUGUUUCGCGAUAUAUCAUUUCGCUGGUCGUGUGGUCUAUCAAGCCGAGGGAUUCCUCGAGAAGAACAGAAACUUCCUGCCACCCGAAGUCAUUCAACUGGUACGACAGUCGCAAUACGACAUGGUUCGUUUCCUGUUCCAAUGCCCGAUCACGAAAACCGGUAAUUUAUACUCGGCGCUGCAGGAGAAUGACUCGAGAAAAUCGCAGUCAAAUCAAAACACAAAGGAACGUUAUUCUAGUCGAGGUUUAGCAUCACAAUCGAGAGCUCAGCAGACGGUAGCGACAUACUUCCGGUAUUCUCUAAUGGAUCUGUUACAAAAAAUGGUGUCCGGUUCACCUCAGUUCGUUCGAUGUAUAAAACCAAACGAUUCGAAAAGUCCACGUUUCUUCGAUAAAGAAAAAGUUGUAAAACAAUUGAGGUAUACCGGUGUUCUCGAGACAAUACGUAUAAGACAAAAUGGAUUUUCCCAUAGGAUACCAUUCAACGAAUUUCUUAAGAGAUAUUGUUUUCUUGCUUUCGGCUAUGAUGAACGCGUAAUUGCCAAUCGAGAUAAUUGUCGACUUCUUCUGUUACGAUUAAAAAUGGAUGGAUGGGCGUUAGGCAAGACAAAGGUUUUUCUAAAAUACUACCACGUCGAAUUCCUCUCGAAACUAUAUGAGGAACAGUUGAGGAAGAUAAUUAUAGUCCAAGCAUGUGUUCGAAGAUGGCUUGCAAAAUUAAGAUUUAAGAAGCAAAAAUGGCAAUUUGCUGUAUCAGUGGUCACGUUACAACGCCAUAUUCGAGGAUGGUUAUCCCGAAAACAGACAGAACAAAUGUUGGCUGAAAAACGUGCUAAAGAGGAAAAUGAGGCACUUAAUUUUAUGAUGAAUGAGGUGAAACGUAGAGAGCAAGAAAACAUAGACAUAAAUAAUCGUGAAAAACGACAAAUGCGUAAAAAUUUAGAAAAAAACGUUGCCGCAACUGUCAUACAAAGUCACUUUCGAGGUUACACUAUUCGUAAACGGUUUGGAUACGAUCUAGAGGAGCGUUUUAAGAGGAUUUUAAAUAAUUAUGAUAAUAUAUAUGAUGGCCACAAAGCGCUGUUACGCGAAGGACUAAAGCACGAAGACGCAGCUCUUAUCGUUCAAAGAUGGUACAAAAAAGAAGAGAAACUAGUUAGAAAGAAACCAGCCAUGAAAGAUCCUGUACAUCCUAAACUACGACAAGCAGAUCUAAUUCAAUUUUCUCAAAAUGUACAUAUGAAGAACCAGGAGGUUCACAAAAAUCUUCGUCGGAACAAACCUGGUAUCAGAUUGAACGAUAUUGAGGAACCUCCGCUAGAUUACGUUCGUCCUGAAGGAUUUAAUAUGAUGCAGUCGAUAUUACAGUACCGCAGCGGAAUGCAGCCACAAGAGGAAGACAGUGUCAAAUACUAUCAGGAUCUGAAGGAAGAGAUGAGCAGGAGUCGGAAGAGCCAUAUUCUGGAAGUAAGUGCCGAAAGGAGAGAUCGUACAGUUCAGAGCGAUUUUGUAAUAGCACCAGAGCAACAUCUAUCAAACAUUUGGCACAAAGCCCUGCGACAUCCUUCCGAUCUUCGCAAAAACGAGAGCUCCAAGAAAAAUGUCAGUACAAGGGUUAAUAACCUCCGUAACGAAAACCUGCAAUCACACACGAGUGGACAAUAUACAACCGGUUCUCCGAAUAUCCACGAUCCACUUGGCCUACGAUUAACGAUCGAUGGCCGAUAUAAUGCCAUAAACGAACGUCAAAAUAUCUUUAAUGGACAGAAUCUUGUUAAUGACCACAAUUCCGUUAAUGAAUAUCACACAUCGAUCAACAAUCAUCAGACUCCCUGUAAAAUAAAUAACGGCAUUGCAAUGAGCCAGAUAAAAAUUUGGAAUACUGAACAAUCUGAGUUAAAUAAUAACGGUUUGAUAAAUAAUAAAUCCGAAAAGACAGAUCGAUCGAAUCAUAGGCAAAAUGGUUAUCCGAAAAAUCAUCAAAAUAAUAAUAUAGAUAAGAAUGAUCUCAAUCGAAUAGCGAACGGAAAAGUGAUAAAUCAAGAACAGUUUCAAAAUGAUACUUUCAAUAUUACAACUAACCUUAGGCAACUUCUAAGGCCAACGAUUAUUGAGAAGCGGCAAGAAAGUGCCAAGGCUGAAUACGAUACGGAAGACAUUAACGGACCUUACAAUUUUAGGCAAUUGCUAAGACCAACCGAGUAUCUCCCGACUGAAUCUUUAAGGAAAAGAAAAGGAGGAAUCGUUUCCAAUGGAGUGUCACUGCCGAAAGACAAGGUCCCGGAGAAACAUGUUAAAAGAAGAGCGCCAUUGGCACCGACACAAAACAAAUCGAUGAUCGCAAACAAGUGA